UAAAGCUCAUACCCAUGCAACUUCGAUAACUGUUUCUUCUUUUCUUUAUUCUUGAUCUCCUUAUCUAAAAAAUGUCACCAAAUGCCAUUAGCGAACCCACGUUUGACGCCCAUAAGAGGGCAUAUGUUACUUUCUUGGCUGGGAAUGGUGAUUAUGUGAAAGGUGUUGUGGGUUUAGCCAAGGGUCUAAGGAAAGCGAAAUCUUCAUACCCUCUUAUGGUGGCUAUUUUACCUGAUGUGCCUGAGGAGCACCGCAAAAUUCUAGAAUCUCAGGGCUGUAUCGUCCGUGAGAUUGAGCCAGUGUAUCCACCAGAAAACCAGACUCAAUUUGCCAUGGCUUAUUAUGUGAUUAACUACUCUAAACUUCGUAUUUGGGAGUUUGUGGACUAUGAGAAGAUGAUAUACCUUGAUGGUGAUAUUCAAGUCUUUGACAACAUUGAUCAUCUUUUUGAUGAGCCGAAUGGAUAUUUCUAUGCUGUGAUGGACUGUUUCUGUGAGAAGACAUGGAGUACCACCCCUCAGUAUCAGAUUGGAUACUGCCAGCAAUGCCCUGGAAAAGUUUAGUGGCCUAAGGGGGAGGGCUCCCCUCCUCCUCUAUACUUUAAUGCUGGCAUGUUUGUCUUUGAGCCUAAGCUUUUAACUUACUUUGAUCUCUUGGAGACCCUCAAAGUCACCCCUCCUACUUCAUUUGCUGAGCAGGAUUUUCUGAACAUGUUCUUCAGGGAUGUGUACAAGCCUAUCCCUCCUGUGUACAACCUUGUCUCGGCGAUGCUGUGGCGCCAUCCUGAGAAUUUCGAGAUUGACAAAGUGAAGGUCGUCCAUUAUUGUGCUGCGGGAGCAAAGCCAUGGAGGUAUACUGGCAAGGAAGAAAACAUGGAUAGAGAGGACAUCCAGUUUUUGGUGAAGAAGUGGUGGGAAAUAUACGAGGAUGAGUCAUUGGAUUACAAGAAUAUUAGUGUGCCUGUUGAUCAAGAAAAACUUGGACCCCUAAUAGCGGCAUUGACUGACGAUGGAGUGAUUAACCAUAGAAAUCUACCAUCGGCAGCAUAAUCUCGUAUACCUCUAGUGUGUCUGGAGCAUUAUUUUUUAGCCUUAUAUAAAUAUUAUAUUUUAGGGCAUUUAUUUACUAGCCCUAGAUGCUUUUUCAGUCUUGACCGUGAUCACUGAUCAAGUAAUUAAAGAAUAUAUGCAUGUGUGUUAAUUAAGCACCUUUGACAUCUACAAAGUUGGAAAACUAAGAAUAAAGAGAAUAUAUUAAGGCUAUA
Populus euphratica (Euphrates poplar) is the source of this 1264-nucleotide messenger RNA. Its product is annotated as galactinol synthase 2. Gene Ontology annotation, molecular function: glycosyltransferase activity. The transcript is spliced from 4 exons. Lineage: Eukaryota; Viridiplantae; Streptophyta; Magnoliopsida; Malpighiales; Salicaceae. The record is from RefSeq and is a predicted model, not a curated record.